AUGGCGAGAGUCCCUUUUAUUGGAAGACUGUUUUGGCGCGAGUAUCUUGCCUUGGUUGGAUCCCUAAUUCUCGUUUCACUCGAAGUCUUUGUUCGCAUUAUUACCCUUGGACUACCUCAACCUGUUAUUCGUUUUUGCUAUAAUACGUCCAAGAAACUCUUCAAUCGCUUGUCCUCCCAGAAAUCGAAACAGGCUAGGUCAGAAAGAAAAUCCAUAUACAGUUCAAUCGCAACCUGUUCAGAUUUUACAGAACUCUGUGGGUUGUUCGGAUACUAUGCCGAGGAACAUAUUGUACAAACAGGAGAUGGUUAUUUGUUAGGUGUACACAGGCUGCCUUUUCGCAAGGGUGAAGAACAGAAUGGUACCAGGGUCAACGCCGGCCCUGACUCGAUACGCAAACCGGUGGUCUAUCUCCAUCAUGGCCUUCUCAUGAAUAGCGAGGUUUGGGUAUGCCUCACAGAGGAAGAACGAUGUCUUCCAUUCACGCUUGCGAAGCAGGGGUAUGAUGUGUGGUUGGGCAACAACCGUGGUAACAAAUACAGCAAGAAGUCAACUAAUUAUUCUCCUACCUCUGCUCGGUUCUGGAACUUUUCCAUGGACGAGUUCGCCUUUCACGAUAUUCCAGACACUAUCGAUUAUAUCCUUAACACAACAGCACAGCCCUCUCUUUCCUACAUUGGUUUCAGUCAAGGAACAGCACAAGCAUUUGCGACACUUUCGAUCCAUCCAGGUCUCAAUGAUAAAGUUAAUCUCUUCAUCGCUUUGGCACCUGCCAUGUCACCAGCCGGUCUCAGCAACGGUAUUGUCGAUUCACUAGUCAAAGCCAGCCCAGAUGUACUUUUCCUGGCCUUCGGACGAAAAUCGAUUCUCUCUUCAGCUACCAUGUGGCAGUCUAUACUUUACCCACCUAUAUUUGUCCGUCUCAUCGAUAUGUCGCUUUCUUUCCUUUUUGCUUGGUAUGGACGGAACAUCACUGUACAACAGAAACUCGCCGCAUAUCCCCAUCUGUACAGCUUCACAAGUACCAAGAUGGUUGUCCACUGGUUCCAGAUCAUCCGCAAUAAGUCUUUCCAAAUGUAUGAUGACGACGGAUCCAACAAGUUCUCUAUCGGCGCCAGUAAUCGCUAUUACAAGGUUGCGAAAUUCCCCACUAGGAAUAUCAAGACUCCUAUUGUUCUAGUCUAUGGUGGAAGUGAUUCUCUGGUCGAUAUUCGUGUCAUGCUUAAGGAGCUUCCUCGACACACAAUUGCAACAGAGGUGCCACAUUUUGAGCAUCUGGAUUUCUUGUGGGCACAGGACGUUGACAAACUGGUUUUCCCUCAUGUUCUGGAAGCAUUGCGCUAUUACUCCCUCGGGCAAAGCAAUAAUGGCAUUCCAAAAGGUUUGGCAUUGUCAAUAGCUGACACAGCUCACCUGCACCGCCGUCAGAAUAGUGGUAGUACAACUCCAUGGUCCGAAGAUGAUGGCGCGUAUUCUGACUAUGACGGUGCCAAUGAUACACCACGAACACCUAAGUUGAAAUCCUUUGCCCAGCAGCAACGGGAAAGACAGUACCAAUAUCAGAACAACAGCCGUCCGAUAACAGCAAGCCCCAGUCAAUCUGGCCAUCCCGCCAAUAGUAGUAAUAGCUCCAUGACUUGGGCUGAACAAUUCCAAAGUAUGUCAAGCCGGCACAGCCAAACCCCUGUCAUGGGAGAUGGGACAGACGAUCGCCGUAAGGAGUCCGCGACAUCAACUUCCCCAGACGAAGCGGAACAGACAGGCGAUGGCUCUCAGGCGCAACCCGUCGAGAACAGGGAAGGUGACUUUGGUGCCGCCAUAACAACAGCACGUGCAGUCGAAGCAGCAGGAACAUCCCCUACCGUUGCACAACAGGUGCAACAUCGUAGUCACCAUGCUCCAGCAAGGGACACGGACACGGAGAGUGUUGGGUCAGGGCGGUCCAGCCCGAGCACCAAUUCGAUUCUUCCGGCAGCAUUCACUUCUCGAGGCAUCAAAGUGGGGAGCUCGAAGCCUAGUGUUGGUCUUGGCUGA
Exophiala bonariae is the source of this 2034-nucleotide messenger RNA. RefSeq lists its product as uncharacterized. Lineage: Eukaryota; Fungi; Ascomycota; Eurotiomycetes; Chaetothyriales; Herpotrichiellaceae. The transcript is spliced from 3 exons. The record is from RefSeq and is a predicted model, not a curated record. The coding region runs from base 1 to 2034 and encodes 677 amino acids.